Rotaria sordida is the source of this 792-nucleotide messenger RNA. Lineage: Eukaryota; Metazoa; Rotifera; Eurotatoria; Philodinida; Philodinidae. The record is from the annotation of a GenBank genome assembly.
AUGCGACGAGGUGUUGGUUUUGGUGGAAUUAAUAAACAAUUAUUGGAAAAAGAGAAAUUUAGUGAAAAAGGUUCAGAACUUGCACGAGAACAUCUAGAAAAGCUUGUUAAACAAUUUGAAAUUUUUCGUGAUAAUUUGGAAAAAUUUGCUGAAAAACAUAAGAAUGAAAUAAAAAAAGAUGUUACAUUUCGACGACAAUUUCAAGAUAUGUCUGCAACAGUUGAUGUUGAUCCGCUUGCUUUUCUUGGUCUUGGUGAUUUUUAUUAUGAAUUAGCUGUUCAAAUAGUCGAAGUUUAUGUUGCAACAAGUGUACAAAAUGUCAAUGAUCAAGGAUGUGUACUUAUACAAUGUAUACCAGAUGAAUUAAUCAUGAAUCAUACAGCUAUAUUAAAUUUACUUCAAACACGUUCAAGUUUUACAGUUAAACAAUUACGUGAUCAAUUUAAAUGGUCAGAUGAUCGAAUACAAACUGCGAUUAAUUUUAUGAUUAAAGAAGGUCUUGUUUGGGUUGAUAAUAAUGGACGAGAUACAGAUUAUUCUUUAUCCCGGUUUAUUUACUGCACAAUGUAUUAUAGAUGGAGAACGUGUUUAAUUAUGUUUAUAGAAUUUUUUUUUCAAUUUCAGAUGACUGAACAUCAGCAUACAAGUGAUAAUCGACAUCAUUUAGCUAUAUGGUGUCGAGCAGAAAUAUUUACACUUGGUGUAUUAACAACACCAUCAGAUAUAACACCUGCUAUAAAUUGUUUUUUGAAAAAAUUAAAUUAUUGCGAUUCAUUUCUAUUCUUAUCCUAG